AAGUUAAUCAUUGGCGUCGUUAGUUCAUUUUCGUUCGUAAUCAUCAGUGUUAAUUAUAAUUACUUUUUACUCGUUGUUUGUGAGGUUUGAUCGUUCAUUUCUCAACAAUUUCAAUCAAUUGUUGUUGAUUGAAACUCAAAACAAACAGUUAACUGUUUAUUUAUUUUCAUCUUCGGUGUUGAUUCUGUUAAUCAUUGUGAAAUUUUCAACAAUUUAAACCAUUGGAUUUUUUUCUUACCAUUCAAAUUAUGUACAAAAUAAAUUGUAUUCUUCUUCUAUUAAUCAUCUCACUUCUAUCUUACAAUGUGGCCUCACCAACUCAUAAACCAAGUAAACAAUUGGAACAACAAUCAUCAUCAUCAUCAUCUACAAAUCAAAAUACAAAUUCAUUCAGACCGAUAAAUGGAGAUAAUCAUGGAGGCGAAAAAAAGACAAACAAGGAAAAUGUCGAUGAAAAUGGUAAACCACAAGGAGAAGGAUUCGCCAAGGGUCAAGUAUUUGAAUAUUCUUAUUCAACCUUCCAUCAAGAUCCACAAUCGGCUGAUAUUUUAUCUCCAAUGAGUGAUGAUAAACAAGAGACCAUUUUGACCACUAAUGGUUCGGAUAAUUUUGCCGAUCAUGAGGUUGCCCGUCAAACUUUACCAAGAUUUUUCUCUUAUCCAUCAACCGGAGGAUUAAAUGAUAAUUCAACUGAUCCAUCAGCAAGUAUUAAACAAUUUGAGGAAGCAUUUAAAGUGGAAUCAACUGGAACCAGUGAGAAUCCAAUUGUAGCCAAUUUUCAGCCCGCUCUUGGUGAAGUUGCCGCUGCCGCUUCGUAUUUCAGUUAUGCUCCACCAUCGGUUCCCUCUUUCAUGAAAAUGGGUUUCAGUGAAAGUGAUAUUGACGAUGGUGAUAUGGAUGAUGAAUCUCUUGACGGUAGUGAUCUUGAUUUUAAAUCGAGUAAUAGUCCAAAAAAAUUGGAACGAUCAUCUGAAUACAAGGAUAAAGAUGGUGAAAAUGGCGGAGAGGAAGAUCCAAAGGUGAAAAUGGUUCAAGUAUUAAUGGGAAGGAAAAAUGAGAAAGGUAAACCUUGGGGAACCAAAACUACUCUUGUUUACCGAGAUCCUAAAGAUGCAAAUAAUUACAUGCAAGUGACCGAGGUCAAGAUGAGCGUUAAGAGUAAAAAAGAUGGACCCGAAUCGAGCGGAGAUGAAAUGUCCAAAGAGAGUAAGAGCAGUUUCCAUGGGUCAAGUUACGCAAGUCAACCCACACUUGGAGGUUAUGGUGGAGACUUUUUCGAGCCAAAUGAACCACCGGAACCAACUUUCUAAUAAAUUUUCGCAUCUCACAAUUAAUUAAAAAUCUUUCAUAUACUUUUCGAUAGACAAUCAAAUGUUUAUAAAUAUAAUACAAAACUUUUCAAAUGUUAGAUCAAAAUUUUCCAGAAAGUGAUUAACAUGUGACAAAUGUCAAUGCAAGGUAAUUGUUUUUUUGUUUCAUAAGGAAUCACGAUCACGAUCACAAUUUAAAUAUUUCUCUCAUGAUUGAAACGUUUUUCCAUCGAGUGAAAAAAUUUUGAUCUAAAAUAAAAUAAUAAUAAACUUGACAAUUUGAUGAGAAAUUCAAGUUUUAAUGAGCCAAAGGCAAUUGUCUAUCAAUCGGUUGACAUGUUGGUUUCAUCAUCUUGUGAAUUGUCAUCGUUAACAUCA
Panonychus citri (citrus red mite) is the source of this 1688-nucleotide messenger RNA. RefSeq lists its product as uncharacterized. The transcript is spliced from 2 exons. The record is from RefSeq and is a predicted model, not a curated record. Lineage: Eukaryota; Metazoa; Arthropoda; Arachnida; Trombidiformes; Tetranychidae. Bases 249 to 1310 code for a protein of 353 amino acids.